Messenger RNA from Rodentolepis nana, 450 nucleotides. The record is from the annotation of a GenBank genome assembly. NCBI's taxonomy places the organism in Eukaryota, Metazoa, Platyhelminthes, Cestoda, Cyclophyllidea, Hymenolepididae.
AUGGCUGCAGAAGCUGAGGCAGCGAGAGAAGCUCGCGCUAAGGUGAUAGCAGCAAGAGGGGAGCAAAAAGCUUCCCAAGCACUCAAAGAGGCAGCUGACGUGAUAAAUGAGUCACCUUUUGCAAUCCAACUUCGUUAUCUGCAGACAUUGAGCACAAUCUCGGCUGAGAAGAACUCCACGAUAAUCUUCCCUCUCCCAGUUGACAUGCUGACACAAUUCAUGCAUAGAAAGCCCUCAUCAAGUUCCAUCUCAGCCAUUCAUUCCUCUACCGCAUCAGCUGUUGAAUUAGGAGGAAGUGUAGAUGGCGGUGUAGUUGGAGUCGGUGUGAGCAAUUCCUCAACAAAGGAACGUCAAGGAUUCACAAUCCCUCCACCUACACGAAGACUUCAAGUAGUUGGUGGGACACCUUCGACACCACCUUCAGCAACCAAUGAAGCAUUUGCUGUCUAG